Molecule: messenger RNA, 4357 nt
Organism: Aspergillus ibericus CBS 121593
Lineage: Eukaryota; Fungi; Ascomycota; Eurotiomycetes; Eurotiales; Aspergillaceae
Product: putative translation regulator (Cya5)
Exons: 1
Coding region: 417-4238 (1273 amino acids)
Molecular function (GO): protein binding
Source: RefSeq, a predicted model, not a curated record
GCUGAGGUGGCCAGGUCUCGGCCAAACAAAUCCCCGGCUGAUUUCGCGGGAUUCUCUUUUCCAGCAUCGGCCAAGCUUGCUGCUCGACCUUCUCGAAAAUUAUUCCGCGUCACCAUCCCGGCCAUCGAACCACCCACUUGGCUUUUCUGCUUGGAGCUUUUGGUUUUCCUCCCUCUCGAGCAGAUCUCUGCACUCAAUCUUCCUAGGCGGAGCAGCCAGUUAGCGGCAGGCUGUGAGCUUCGUGCACAAGAUUGCUUUGCUUGGUACGGCCUGCCUCCCUUUGGCACCCUGCACAUUGCUGCAUGACCAAUUAUCUGACUUCAACUCGCCUCGAAUACAGCUUCGGUCCCGAUAUGUUAUGCAUCACAAUCAGUCUUCGGUGAAUUUAGGGUUUGGCACCGCAAUCUCUCGAGGUAAUGCUGGAACGGGCUGCCGGAUGCCUUGAGAACGCAGGACGGCGUUUCUUCCGGGAUCCUAAUGGCGCAAUUCGAGGUCGGGGCUCGAUAUAUUCAGCUCUCGGGCAGUACACUAGCGCGGGGACGGAUCUUUUGGUCUUACUACAGCCACCGCAACGAUCCGCGUCCAAUAAUUCAAACGCCUCAUCAACAACGGGAAGGACAGCCACGGAUCCACGGCCCCCCGUCCUCGAGUUCCUCUAUCCACCACGCACACAGGAGUUUAUAGCGUCAUGCCUGCUACGCUCCCCGAGAAGGCUCGUCCCGCGACGCAGGAAGAAGGCCAUUCCUGGCCUUUCCCGAAACUACUCUACGGAAGCUGCCGGUCUAGAUCGGAGUGUCGAGACCGAGAGCCAAUUAUUCGACGACUCUGUUGAGAUUAUUGCCGACGAGGACCGCGCUUUGGCCAAAGAUGAGCUACGAGAGAUGCUAGAUGACGAUGAAUUUCAGGACUACGACGAAGCAUGGGCUCUUUAUUCGAAAGCCGGCCACCCUCUCGACCUGGCUUCGGCAUUACUUGCAAGUCUUAGCCGCUCGGAUCGAGAGCUCGAUAGCAAAAGAGCUAAGCGACUGCUCAGUUCAAUACCUGCCGAGGCGCGGUCCUCUGAGGAUUUCAUGCACCUGGCUAAAUCUUAUUUGACCGUGGGAAAUUUUCUGGAUGCGAAUGAAACAUGCCGGGAAGCGAUUUCUCAUGGCCGCGGCCUGUCAUGCUGGUCAUUUUCUUUUGCACACAUUAUCAACAAUGAGCAGUGGGACUGGGUGCAAGAUAUCUGGGAUUCAAGGCCUUCGUGCGAGGAGACUGAUCUCUGGCGUUCUGUUGCCUCUUGGCUAAUCUCAUCUUCCAUACAAAAGCCCUUGCUUUCAUUGGCAGAUUACUUACAAGAUCAGAGUGAUGAUAGCCCAGUACGCAAUAUUGCUCGUUUCUUACUGGAUUAUGUCUUCGCCAGCGCAGACUUUGCUGAAGCCACCCCGACAGAAACCCUUCUAAUACUCCUGCAAAAACUCAACAAUUUGGAUCUAGUCAGUGUCCAGAACUAUCUUAGCCUCAUCAGGACCCUCCAGGCAUCCGAGCACCGCCCGACGUUUGUUCGAUCCAUCGUGGUUUACCGGAACUUUCGUUGGCAGAUGGAAGAGGAAAUUCCGCCCGCAAAGCUUCUUGGUCAGCUCUUGAGACGUCUGGCUUCAUUUGAGAUUACCACUGGUAUCUUGUAUUUUCUGGAUGAGCUUGCUUGGUUUCAUCGCAAGCCAUCGGUGGACGCUUAUAAGCAGGCACUUAUAGCCUUUUCGAGGGCCGGUGAUGUGACUAACGUCCACCAUGUAUUCGAGAGACUCGUUUCAGACCACGGAAACCCACGAAGCCGUAGACUCUUGUCGCCACUUCUUUACGUUUACGCUAGAAUUGGCGAUGUCCAAGAGACCACGCGCCAGUUCCGAAGGAUCUCCGAAGAGUUCGGCCUCGAGCCAGAUACUGUGUGUUGGAAUAUUCUGCUCACAGCUUAUUCCAAAGCGGGCAAUCUCACAGGGACCUUUACCACGUUCAAGCAAAUGCUUGACAAGGGUAUUGAACCCAACCCGCAUACUUUUGGUACAAUGAUGGGUCUUUGUGCCAAUCGGGGUGAUGUCGACCAUGUCCGGGAUCUGUUGGACUUGGCCCAACAAUACAAGGUACAGAUAACGGCGCCGUUGAUCGAUACAGUCGUGGAGGCCUACUGCAACAAUCAAGAAUGGGACAUGGCUGAGAACGUUGCGGAGACUUGCCUCGGGUUGGAUGUCAAGGGCUCUCGAGUGAGAAUGUGGAACAUCUUACUCUGGAACUACGCGUUUAGGAUGGACCUGGAAGGCAUUUCCAGAGUUCGCGCGCGCAUGGAUGCAGCAGGGCUGCAGCCUGACGAUAUGACUUAUGCCGCUCUCAUGCUCAGUCUGGUGCUCAUUGGUCAGACGGAUUCUGCCCGUCGCAUCCUUCGUACGCUUCACCGAGGCCGUCGAGUGUAUGCUACCGAGUUCCAUUACGCAGUCAUCCUGUAUGGUUAUCUAAGGGAUCGGAAUCGGGACAUGGUUCAUAUUGUCUUCCGUGAAAUCAAGGAGCGAUUCAACCAGCCAGGACUUGGCUCAAGGCUGCUUGUCCUCCGGAGUCAGAUCCAGCGAGAUUUGCAGCUCGUGGCACACGGUGGUAAGGCCGGGAUUAAUGCAAGUCUUCGCCUCGAAAACUCGGAGAAGUUCCUUGCAGAGGUUCUCGCAGAUUACCACACUACCAAACUGGCGACAAAGUAUCCCUUGCUGGGUUCUGGCAGGAUGUCUGCCAGGAAGGCUUUCCCUGCUGUGUACUACGAAUACAUCAUCUCUGCCUAUGGCAUGAAGGGGGCCUAUAAAUCGGCUCGGAAGCUGUUCGAUGAAUAUAUUGCCAGUCAACCGAUCAGAGACCCGGAAAAUGACCAUGACAUCGCGCCACUCCGCCUGCUGUCUGCGUUGAUGCGCGCACACUUGAAGGCUGAACAAUAUGACAAGGUCGAAGAAUGCUGGAACUUGGUCUUCCCUCGCGCUUUGAAGAUCGCCAGCCCCAGUUCCCCUGAGAUUGACGAGUGGCUUUCUGCUCAGCUUAAUCCAGCCACCCCACCCCUUCCCUCUCAUGCGGAGCUCGUGGUAAAUGUCGACAGUGAGGCCAAAUUUGCCGAGAAGGAGAAGCCCUCGAUCUUACCGGCGUACCGCUUCAUGCUAUCUCGCCCCCUCUCGUUGUAUAUGCGUUCUUUGGCUUAUGGGAACGAGGUCUGGAAGAUCUCCGAUGUUAUCGCAAAUUACGUCGAGGCAGGCUUCUCAAUGACAACCUUCAAUUGGUCCACCUUCGUGCAGAUGCUCGCAUCUUCAGACAGAUUGUCCGAUCAAGUCGAAGCCUUCUCUGUUUUCGAGGAAAAGUUUAUGCCAAACUUUCCUGGAUGGAAUAAUCUUCGUCGAGGAUAUGGUCGAAGGCCUCCUGAGGUGCCUGCUACCAUCGAUGCGAUGGAGGAUCCGAGACGCGCCAAGCCUCCUAAUGUGCUAGGAAAAGAGAGCCGGCGAUACUGGAGCAAAAUGCAGCCAGAUUUCAUGCAGCCCACUUACGUGUCCAUGGUAUAUCUGGCUGCUGCCUUGCAGCGGCUGCGUGAAAGAAGUAUUUACUAUGGGGGAACGGAUCUCCAAGCUAUCUAUGAUGCUGCACCAAUGACUGUCGCAGCAGUUGCCGAGAUGCCUUACCUUCGUGAAAAGUUCCAAGGUGUGCUGCUUCGACGUCGGCAGGAGCAAGGUGAUAACCUGGACGAUGCCCUUGGACGCGAUCACUUCGUAUGGACAGGCGGUAUUCUUGGAGUGGGCGGUCAGGCCAGAUCUGACUCGCAAGUUGAGCCGGUCCCUGAAUCCACUGAGGAAGAUAGAGGUGCGACUGAAGAAGAGAGCACCGCCUCUAAGGAAACCGACGAGCCUUCCCCCAUCGCGGUCCGUUCUGAUGAGGCCGCUGCCCAAUAUUCCGAGGCUGAACCAUCUCCCUUCAAAAAGACCAUCGACUACCCAGACGAAUAUGACAUUGAGGCCGAGACUCUCCUAGAAGAGAGGGACAAGGAAAUGGGAACGAAGGAGGAACUGAUGGAUGAUGAGAGUCUCGUGGAAUACGAUGACGAAGAUGAAGACGACGACCUGGAGGAGUCGGAGUUUGAAGAGGAAGAAGAGGGAGAAUACGAAGAAGAAGAGGAAGAUUACCUUGAUGCCGACGACCAGGACGAUAUGUACGACCCUGAAGGCGAGGAGGAGACCAGAUAGACGUGUAUUUUUAGGAUGUGCUCCAUGUAGGGGUCGGGUGUUCUGGUUUGACGUGUAUAUAUAUCUGUGUAUAAAGACUUGAAUGUACAGUACUACCAAAGCCUAUUGAGAGCUCCUCC